Molecule: messenger RNA, 3097 nt
Organism: Physcomitrium patens
Lineage: Eukaryota; Viridiplantae; Streptophyta; Bryopsida; Funariales; Funariaceae
Product: 3',5'-bisphosphate nucleotidase AHL
Biological process (GO): sulfate assimilation; phosphatidylinositol phosphate biosynthetic process
Molecular function (GO): 3'(2'),5'-bisphosphate nucleotidase activity
Source: RefSeq, a predicted model, not a curated record
AAGCGGGGGCUCUCAUAAAGGGAAGGAGGGGGCAUUCUCGCAAAGGAACUGGAGAUUUGCUUUAGUUCCGCCCUUGUUUCAGGUUUCCAGCACAAUCAUAAUCUUCAUCAACAGGAACAUUCUCUCAAAUACUUUCGACGCUUUUCGAUACUCUUUCUGUUCAGCUCUCGGCCACUGUGAGCUGUUGUUGUGCGCCUGCCACAUUCGUUGUGGCAGCAGGGUUUAAAGAAGAAGUAGGGGGUCCGAGGUGGCGGUUAUGACCGUCGAAAUUUGGUUUUCGGGAUUUGGGGAUUUUGAGCUGUAGUCACGAUGAGGUCGAGGUGAUAAGUAAGUUGGUGGAGGCGUUAGAACAGGGGAUCAUGGUGCUGUGAGGAGAGCGUUGCUUUGUGGAUUGGGUGCUGUUGUAUUUCAGAGAUUUGACAGCAGGGGUGUGGAGCUCAUGUAGGUUGCGAUAUGGUUUUCGCAAGAAGUAGCUCGGUUGACACUGUAAUUCUGGGCUUAUGAGCUAUAGUUGAUGUUGCCUUUUGCAGAUGUAGUUUGAAACCCGAUUGUUUGAUACUUGAGGUCGGAGAUAGGUGUCAGGUGAAGCUUUUGCUGGUUUUGGUACUGAAUCCUUUUAUAUUACAAUGGAAGUUAAACGCUUUUUGUGAGGCUUCCUGUUGUUUGAGUAUUUGUGCAAAAAUGUACUAGUUAGGAAGCGGACGAGGAUGAUAGAGAAGCAGACCGGCCACAGAGAGGCGCAAGAAUGUCGAUUACCUCUCUUCUCCGGGUGGGUUCGGUGAACAUCGGUGAAGACGGGCGACAUAUCUGCAAGAUUGGAUAUGUUAGUUAUGAUCAUCUGCGGGCGGCCCUUCGUCGGGAUGUCGUGAAUUUUCCUCUGGCCGAAUUCAUGAUUUCCUCGUGGCGCUGCGUUCCCUCUGCGAACUUGCUGCGCCUCGCGGGUUCAAGGCUCGACUCUUUUCAGAAUUGGAGUACCAAAAGAAGGGUCUCAAAUGGUGUCGUGAGCACGAGAUAUGGCGGGCGAAUAGGAUGCUGCACAGAAACAUCCAAUGUAGGUCCUGCCACAGGUGCGAACAAGGUGAAAGAAGAAGUUAGUGUAGAAGUCAAGGAAGGGAGAGAAGAAGAAUGGGUUGUUCGCGUUUCCGAAUUGGACAAAUUUUGGCAGGACAAUCAGGAUGGAGGUGUUCGUAAGGGUCAUGAUAAUGGAGCGCCGCCAUCACAGACACCUAAGGGUUUGACCUCAGCGGUUUUUUCGUCUGUUGAGGGGCAAAUCGAGCAGGGCAGGCCAGGAGAACUGCGACAAACUUCAGAAGAUGGCCGUCCUAUUUCUGAAGAGAACAAUCGUAAUGAUUACAAUCUACAAUCAAGUGUUGAACCGGUCUUCCUGGAAGUUAUACCUGAAGACCUCGUGACAAUUCACCCUGACCCUUCGCAGACUGUGGGACUUUUUGAUGGUCAGCAGCCACUUCGUGUUGUCGAACAAGCACAGAGUGAAGCAUACGUUGAGCCAGUCAAAGAGUGGGAUUGGUGGCCAACUGGGCUUCGAGAGAACCAGAUAAGAAGCAAACCGGAUGUGCAGGGAAAAUAUGGUCGAGAAAUGGCAGCUGCUAUUCAAGCCGUCCAGCUUGCCUGCAUGCUGAGCCAGCGUGUUCAGGAGCGUCUACUUCGGAACGAGGAGAAGGCAAGGUCUAAGAAGGACAAGUCUGUAGUUACUGUGGCAGAUUGGGGAGUGCAAGCUGUUGUGAGCUGGGUUCUCUCACAAUCUUUUCAAGGGGAAGAGUUAUCGAUGGUAGCUGAAGAAGAUACGAAAGGCCUAAGGGGUCAAAGUGGCGUAGACAUGUCACAGAGGGUCGUCAAUGCUGUAAAUGAAUGCUUACGUGAGGCCUCCGCGGUGGGCAUAGCGCCUCCAAAGCAACCACUUCGCUCUUACGAAGUCCUCAAGUUCAUAAACAAAGGAACCGCCCCUGGUGGUCCUACAGGGCGUCACUGGGUGCUUGAUCCUGUAGAUGGUACUUUGGGAUUUGUUCGUGGAGACCAAUAUGCAGUUGCCCUGGCUCUUGUAGACGAUGGCCAAGUUGUGCUUGGGGUUUUAGGAUGUCCAAAUUUUCCAAUGAGGCCAGCUUGGUUGGGAUAUCAUCACAAAUACUACCGAAUGGCAAUGAAGAUUGCACCCCCAGACCCUAGCCAUUGGCACCGGGGGUGUGUCAUGACAGCCCAAAAAGGAGAAGGUCGAGCAUGGGUGCAGCCCAUGAUUUUUAAUGGAGAAUCAUUCAAUGAGUUUCAUGCUCCUCGUGAGGUCUGCGUGUCAUCGGUGGUUGAUCCGGUAGACGCAACUUUUUGUGAGCCAGUUGAGAGAGCCAACUCAAGUCAUUCUUUUACAUCUGGUCUGGCGGACACUUUGGGUUUGAGGAAUCAACCACUGCGAGUCUACAGCAUGGCCAAAUACGCAGCCGUUGCUCGAGGGGAUGCAGAAAUCUUCAUGAAGUUUGCAAAAGCUGGGUACAAAGAGAAAAUUUGGGAUCAUGCAGCGGGUGUGCUCAUAGUCCAAGAAGCGGGCGGUGUGGUAACUGACGCAGGUGGCCGACCUCUUGACUUCUCCAAGGGUCGGUUUCUGGAAGGACUGGAUCGUGGCAUUGUAGCUUGCUGUGGAAAGUCCUUGCACAACAAAAUCAUUGCAGCUGUGGAUGCUAGUUACAAUUCGUCUACUCUUUGAAAUGUGCAAUGGAAGGCUUUCACCAUCAUUGCUCUUGGCAAUGUUGGUUAUUGACUACACAUAAGUAGGUAUUGUUCUAAUUACGGGGUCAUUGUUCUAUUCGAGUAGUACCUGCAUAGGGAAGUGGCCAGCUUGUAAUACGUUGGCUUCGGAAGGAGGGAAUAACUCAGGUAGUGGAUUAACUUCACAGACUUCCUGAAAUUUUUCAUUCCUGAGUAAUAUGUAGGAUUCUUAUGAUCGGGACACAAUCGUGUCCCGAUUCAGGCAGUGUAUAUAGCAAUUCUUGAAGUGGGGGUUUUUGACCAAGAUCUUUAGGCCGUGAAGUACUAGCUUACUCAAUUCCAAGAGUACAUUAAUUUUAAAGUCCAUUUUGGCUCGAUCCCA